AUGGUUUGGAGAAUGUUGAAACUGAAAUGCUCUUUAUUCAAUUUGGCACUCUUCUCAAAAUGUGGUUGUAUUCACAAUACCAGUUUCUUGCCAAAAACUAGGUAAAGUUUUUACUGUGCAAUGUAUUUAUUAGCUAAAAUUAGUAAAAUAUUAUAUUUUAUAUAAUAUUUUAGGCUAUACAGCAAUAACUAUAGUUUAAAGAUCAGUGACGUAACUUUGUUCCAAAGACCCUGAAUUAAAACGGGAAAAGAUCCGCUGGUCUUACCAAUUGAAAGUGGCGAGAGGUGAACUAUGACAACUCAACUACACCACUUAAUUGCAAUUCUUGCUCAUAUAAAUGUGGUCCUUAGCCCCGUUAUGUAUGGUCAAAUUCAAUCGCGAUCACCUUCCCCCCAGCAACACCCACGGAAUUUGACUAAUUUUGAAAAAAAUAAGUUGUCAAGUGCAUGUCCGAACAAGCUGAAACCACAUUCAAUUGUGGUGUGUGGCAAUUCUGCAAGGCAAUUCUGCAAACAUUCUAAAAGUCUACAAAUGUUUAUAUUUAAAGGUGAUGUAAAGUCCGUAAUGUAAACAAACGCUUUGUUUACAUUUUGAACUCAGUGCUACAGUUGUAAAAUAUGAUUAAAUAUAUAUUAUACUGAAUUUUUAACACUCUUACAGUUCGCUAUGCUUGUAAAUGAAUGCAGACUAGAGAUUCAAUUCAAGAAAGUUUGGAAGGUGCGAAAUAUUAACAACAUUCCAAAGGUUGCUCCCCCACUGAUGGAAUGUGUUGAUGCGCAGAAUAUAUGUGCAGAACGGACUUUACAGCAUCUUUAAUACAAAUAUCAAAGACAUAUUUGUUCACUAUAUAAUAUAUAAAACCUCAAACGCAAGAUUAAAAAGAAUGAAAAAUAGGCCAUUCAGUUCUUCUCUUUGUUAUUGAUAUUGAUAUGUGUGGUUCAGAAGCAAUUUUUAAACUAUGAUAAUCGAAAAAAUGAAAAGUAGAAAACUCCCAAAGUGCUAGAGUAUACACAUGUUUUUAGGGACAACUGUUGAGCAAUUUGUUGUCAAGUGGUUAAAUUUAUGCCCGAUGGGGUGGAAUAAAACGUGACUGCUCAAUUUUCCUUGCAAAAGGAAAUUUUGGUCUUUGCAAGGAAAUAAAAGUUACAAGGAAAUGGCAAGGAAUUUUGUUGUCAGGAAGGAAAUAAGAAAUUACUUUAUUUCUAAUAAAUUGUAAGAUUACAGCAAUUUCCAGGCAAAUUCGCAUCAGAAAAUGUGGAGAAUCCUGUCCUGGGGUUCAAUGGAAAAUCUGAAGAAUUUCUGAGGGCAAAAACAUGCCAACCUAAAUCUGACCUAUAGGUCGGCACAUCUCGACAUUUUUUUAAAAUCUGUUUCCAUGUCUUGGAGCAAUCAGUAAUCACAUAUCUACGAACCAUUGAAAUCGGAAUAUAAAGCAUGCUGGGUUUUUUCGGAAACACAAACUACAUUAACAUGGUGGCUUUUCUUUUGGAGUCUUACUUUAAAAUUAUAUAUAAAAUACCCAUCAAUUUUUAGACCUUACACCAUAGUGUGUUUAGUUAAUCGAACUACAAAUCAAAUUCUAUAAUCGCUGACUUUUUACUGUCGUUCCAAUUGAAGUGUUCCUCAAAUAUUGAUUCAAUACAUUAGACACAUUACCUCAGGCUGACAAAUUCAUUUCAUCAAGUUCCUCGAGAUAUUCAUACACUUCCUGUGAAAGAGCCAAUUCCAAGAAUUUGAUCAUUUCUGGUCACUUCCUUUCUAUUUAUGAUUGGUUAGUUGCACAAACAACAAAGGUGAUUGGUGUAUUCAAACUAUUCAACAGGAAGUUUACAAUUAUACUAGGAAGUGUAUGAAUAUUUCGAGGAACUUGAUCAAAUGAAUUGGUCAGCCCGAGGUAAUGUAUUGAAUCAAUAUUUGAGGAACACUUCAAUUGGAACGACAGUAACAGCUAUCAGCACCAAAAAAAUUCUUACUUUGGCUGAAUUAGGUCAGCAAAAGUUUGCCGACCUUGGAAGUUGAUAGGUCAGCAUUUAUGUCGGCAUUGCCAAAUGCCGACCUUGUUUUCGACGGCUGGUAAUCUUAGUUUUAAAUUAGGUAAAAUUUAUCAACUUUAGUGCAAUGAAAUUUUGUCAAAAAUAGGGAAAUUUUGAGCAAUUUAAUAAGAAGGAAUUUUUUUUUGAGAGUGGAAACACUGGGAAUAAAUUUGUUUCUGUCAAAUUCCUGCCAAUACGGAGCUAAUCUUAAGUCAAAUGCCCUGGGGUUCCCCAAGGGGAUGAUCGCGGUUCAUGGAUUUGACUCAUACUGUACAAUACUGACUUGGCUCUUCAUGUAAAGGCUAUUUUACAUGGUGCAAUUUUUCUUGCAACUUGCAAUGAAUGCAAUUCCACUCUUGAGAGAUGCUAAUUAGUGAAAUCAGUGAAGAAUUUUCAAUAUGUCGAGAAAACAUCAGCGAAGUGUAAUAAAGACUCGUAUUUGGCAAUUUUACAUCUCUAGUCAAGAGUAUAGAAUUGCAUUGCAAGUUGCAAGAAAAAUUGCACCGUGGAACAUGGCCUUAAUUGCGUGACUGUGGCCCUUAUUGACCGGCCUGGACCUGCAAAAACCAUUAAGUUCCUUAACUUAUUUCAAAAACUUCAAUAUUCUAGUAUUCACAAUAUCUAUGCCACCAGCGUAAAAAAUCAAGAACAUUUUAUGCCAUAGAUAUCCAGUUUAACAGCUACGGAUUCCAACCUGGAUUUAAAGGGGAAGUCAAGUCCGUUCUGCGCAUCGGUUCUGCUCAUAACAAUGUGAGGACCUCUAAUGUGAACAUUGUCCAAAUUUCGAAUGUUUCGCAUUUUUCUGAACAUAAACUCUAUUUCAUAUUCAUUUAGAAGCAUAUAGCGAACCAAAGUGGUGUCAGAUAUUCAGACAGUACAUCAUAUUUUAAAAAAUACAGCAGUUCAAAAUGUAAACAAACCAUUUGUUUACAUUACAGACUUGACUUCCCCUUUAAGGCCUGAUGAAAUGUUAGGAUGUGUGAUCAUCAGAGUACUUAAAGGAUACUCUGGCAAUAAAAAGUAGUUUGUCCCAUACGUUAAGUCCCAGUUGAAGCAGUCUGUAUGCGUUAUUAAUUAUUAUAUAACAAUCUAAACUUUAAGUAAACUAGGUAAACUAGAACAACACUAGUGAAAAACAUCCAAACACAACUAUGUCCAAACCCACAUGGGUUCCUGUCUAGUUCGUGAGAAGUCUGGCGACUAAUGUCUAUUUACAUAACAUCUCCCUUUCUUAAGAGAUUUAAGAUUUCCUGUUAUAAGAGUUACUGUGAUAAUUAUAUUGCGUUUUAAUGGUUCUCAUAACUUAGAAGUCUAUUUUGUUUCUCUUGUUUUCUGCGUUAUGAAAGGAUAUACAGUAGUCUCUCAUGCAGUCGCGCCGGCUGUUGUCUUUCUCUUCUUGGUCGAUCGAUUCCUUCGUUUUCUGCUGGUCUAACUUGCUCGACCUCACCAUCUGCCGUUUCUUCGUCUGUUUCACGAUCCCAAGUAGAUUCCUCCUCUUCUUUAUCGUUCUUAAGCUGCAAUGGAUAUUCCUCCGUUCCCACUAGGGAGUUUGCUGGGUUUUAGUUGACUCGCGUCACGACACAGUACUUCUCUUCCGUCCUUAAUCCGUCUGAUAGUGAUUGACGAUCCUUGAAUUUUUGUGAUGGUGUAAAAAGCUGGCUCGAAUGCUGUUGUCCAUUUAUUAGUCUUCUUCUGCUUCACCAGCACAUAGUCCUUCAAUGCGAACUUGUGUUUCUUUACAUUUCUUUUCUGGUGUGCCAUUCGUUUCUUGUACUCUUUGUCCCGCUUGUCAAUUUCCUUCAUUCUCUCUAUGAUCGGUCUUUCGCUGAGCAAAUUCCUCUGAAUUGAAAGGAGGUCCGUUGUCUGAAUCUACGCGUUGUGGGGUUCCAUGGUGCGCAAAAAUUCGUUUUAGGUUUGCUUGGGUUGGUUUAAAUGAGGUUGAGUAGGUGACUUCGAUUUCUGGGUAACGAGGUCGUUUGUCUAUUACCACUGCCGCGUAACUUAGUGCGAUUUAAGUCACGAUGGUUGCUGGCUCACGAUUCAAGACACUUCACACAUGGGACUGGUUUUGUUUUAAAUAUAUUUAUUAAGUACAGAUAUUUACACUUGUUUGGCGCACGUCGUUUUACAAUGAUGUAAGUUACAAUUACCCAACACGAUUCUCAACUCUCAAUUUGCGAUUCAACUAACACACACAUAACGCGUUCAACAUGACAAUAACCAAUCCAAAAGUCAAUAACCGAUCCCAAACAUCUAUACAGUACCAAUAAUCUACCCUAGCCUAUAUUUGUACUAAUAGAACAGGAAUACAUAUUUUCUCUACCACAAAUUUCCCUUACGUAAAUGGAACUCGUUUACUGCUAUUUUGUCUCUCUGGUGAAGCAUCUGGGGAUGUCUCCGAAGAUUCGUUGCAUUGUUUCAUCGAAUGCAUCUUGUGAUGUUUUGGCUCCAAAUUCUGGUCGUUUCGGGCGAUAAUUCCCCCAUGGGGUAGGAAAAGUGGCGACAGCUCGUGACCCUGGAUCGAGGGCAGGUUGAUGGUAACCUUUACGGGAGGUCCAUCUUGGUCCAAAUGCUGCAGUCAUGAAAUCUGUGGAUGAAAUCUUCAACAAUGGGUGUUUGGGAUACUCGGCUUUGUUCCAUGUAUUCAGUUGGGAACUCGGAGGUCGACACUUGCUCGGAUCAUAUGUGUGCCCAAUUCCUCCGUUGGAGUCUUUGCGAAUCUCGGUUUGGGUUGUAUCACCAGUGGGGAGCACCACGUCACUGGUUCAUCGUCAGGGACCUGUUCAAAUAUGUCCUCUUCCACUCCUUGUUGCAACCAUUCCUUCAGUGACUUUUGUAGGUGGUACGGUACAGGGCGAGGUUUCUGCGUUAUUGGUAUGGCCUCUGGUUGCAUGUGGAAUUGUCCAUAUAUUUCUCUGUUGUUCUUCUUAUCUGUGAUUUUGCCGAUUCCUUGAAAUAGAUGGUCGUACUUGGCAAUUAUCUUAUCCAUCUCCUGCUGUUCAGGCUGAUUUGUGGUUGAUUUCGCGGUCUUUGGCUUGUCAUUCUCUAUUCGCAUUGCAUUCGGGCUUGUCAAUCCUCCAUCCGAUUGUAGUUUCAGCAUUCCUAAUUCUAUCAGUGUAUCUUUACUGAGGAGUGGUGAUGAAUUUAUCCUCCCUUUCACGGCAAUAAAUGUUGCGGGCUUUCCACAGGUUUGAUUGCGGAUGAUGGUUUCAAACUUCCCUUUUACAUGGAGAGGAUGUUGCAGUGUGUUGAGUUUUAUCUGGCACUGUUCUAAUGUUGGUUUUUCAUUAGUUCGGUGUAAUAAUGCUUGGAAUUGAUGCUCAUCCAUCAGGUUAACCUCGGCUCCACUGUCUGGUUCCAUUCGAAUAUCGACAUCGUUUAAUCUUACAGUCACAGUUUGUUUACGUUUUUGUGUUCCUGCAAUUUUCUUGGCUUGAAAGCUGUUUAUAACCGCUUGUACAAAGUAGUCAUCGUCUGAACUGAUUGAUGAAUCUUAUUCAGUGGUCCGUUUGAUCUGCCCGCUUUGGUGGUUUUGUCCAGUGCGGGAAUCAACUCUCGGGUUGCCUGCUGAUCUGCAUACUGAGGAAAAAUUAUUUUCUUUAUUGCAUUUCCUACAUCUCUUUCCAAAGGCUGGGCAGUUGUCUCCUUUUCGAUGAUUGUACCCACAAUAUUGACAUUGAUGUGGCGUCGUGCUGCUUCUUUUUCGUCUCUCCUGUUUUGUGCGGUUUCUGGAAAAUCGGGGUUGGUAUUGUUUCCCCGGUGAUUGUAUUCUAUUAAUCUCUUUUGUCUCAUUUUGGCCUCUCUGUGCCUCUCGAUUAACUCUAGCUUUCACUUCCGCUUCCUGGGACGUUAUAUCAGAGACUUGUCGUUUUAUAUUUUCCAUUUGGGCUGCUACGAUAAUGAAUUGCGUUAAAUCCCAGGCUUUGUUGAUGGAUUUUUGUGUUAAUGUUUUGUUCUCUGAUGAUUUUUGAUGUCUGAAUGAUAUGCUCCACGUGGAGAUCUUGUCGUCGUGCGUGUCGCCGAAUUCGCAAUCAGUCGCUUUUUCUCGAAGUCUCGCUGCAUAAUUGCUCGUUGAUUCUCCUGGAUUUGGUCUUAGCUUCAGAAAUUGGCAUAAUGUUUGUCCUUUUUAGGAAAGUAAUGAUUUUUUAAUUUUGUUCGCAGUUUCUAAUAUGGAUUACCCGAUUCCGGGUUGGGCAAGCUCUUUUCUAAUUUAGCUACUUGUUUACCGCCGUAAAUGAUGAGUGCACUUUUUUAUCUACGGGGUCGGUGAUUUUAAAAUAUCUAAACUCGCGUUCAAUGCCCUCCAGCCAUUCUUCCCAAGCGUUCCCCGUAGCACACGGUUCUUCUGGGGCGGUAAAUGGCGGUGAACUUAAAUUUCUUGUCUUUGUAAUAGCGCAUACCGUCGUUGGUUUUGUCUCUUCGGCCAUCUCCGAUUCCUCGCCUGUUUUUAGCAAAAUAAACGUAUCUUUCUGACUUCGGAUUCAGUUUAUACCUCGUCGCCAAUGUUAAGUCCCAGUUGAAGCAGUUUGUAUAGUUUGUUAAUUAUUAUAACAAUCUAAACUUUAAGUAAACUAGGUAAACUAGAACAACACUAGUGAAAAACAUCCAAACAUGCACAACUAUGUCCAAAACCCACAUCCUGUCCAGUUCGUGAGAAUGUCUAAUUACAUAACACCAUUCAAAAGAAAUCUUAACAUUAUGUAUUAAACUCUAUUACCGGUUUGUCAUAUCUUAAGAGGAGAUUUUUUUGUAUGUUACGUAACACACGCUCAAAACUAAUGCGUAUAAUAUAUCACUUGAGGUUAUGACUAAAUUCAAAAUUUUUAUUUUUCGAUACGUUUCUCAAUCGGCAAACAAACUUAAAAGGUAUGUUUAGUGCUUUAUCUGUAAAAUAACGCUAAAAUGAAGAGAUUUUAGAUGAUACGCCAAAGAGAAAAUGAUGUCUGAAGUUCAGUAAGUUUUGCUUAUUUGGCUGUAAAUAUGGCGUCAAUUUUAAAGCAUCAUUGAUAAUUGUAUUUUAAUUGGCAAUUUUUAACUAUUAUUUUAUGUUUCUCAACCGGUAGAUGCAUUUAAAAAGUCAGCUAACUCUAUGAACUAGAGAAUAAAGCUAAAACAAAGUAAUUUUGAGAGGAACGUCAAAAAGAUUUUAGGUUUUGAACACUUUUCAUUGCAAAUACGUGACAUUGAAAAAAAUUGCCUCUUAAUAGUUCUCGAACUGACAUAUGCCACAUUAACUUUCCAUAAUCUUACUGUAGAUUUCUUUGUAUUGGUAUUUCAACAGAAAGUAAAAGACCACUUGAACAAAAUAAAG
Paramuricea clavata is the source of this 7344-nucleotide messenger RNA. The record is from the annotation of a GenBank genome assembly. Lineage: Eukaryota; Metazoa; Cnidaria; Anthozoa; Malacalcyonacea; Plexauridae.